AACUGCUGACAUGUACUCGUACACCUGCAUGUUACCGUUGCAACGUCAUACUCUCGUACAUGUUGUUGUCAAAGAAUGUUGUUUGUUUUGACUUGAUGGGUUCUGAAGUUGGGUAGGCCUAGUUUGCUGACUUUGAACACAGUAAAGCUAUUUUAAUUGUUUAAUGCAUCGUCAGUUUAUAAUCGAAAUCGGACUAAGAUCAGUAUUACAGUAAUGACAGAAAAUCUCAUCAGCGUACUCUACUACAAGUUACAAUAUGGGGAAAAAAGAUGUUCAUGGUAUAGGUCCAGUAGAAAACUACCGUAAAAAUAUUGGAAAGCAAGAAAAUAAACGGAGCAAGAAAGACAUGAAAGUGGCUAAGAAGAAGGCACAACAGAGGAAAAGUGGAGCAUCCAGAAGUCGUAUAAGUGAAGCUUUUCUUGUACUUGUGGCAUUGUGCGCCCUCUUGUGUUUUGUUUAUUUUAUAUUUGCAAUUCAACUUCGGAAGGUGGAAGACACUAAGGAUGCCUGAUAUUUUCCUGAACGUGAAUAGUAUUCAACAGUCAUUAUCCAAAGAGUCCGUCAGUUGCCUUAUGACCAAUUUAGGACCAGUGAAAAAAUUUUGGUCAAAAUAUCAUUCCUGAAAGUUAAGUUUGGUGAUUUUCACUGA
Anneissia japonica is the source of this 649-nucleotide messenger RNA. RefSeq names its product triple QxxK/R motif-containing protein-like. The record is from RefSeq and is a predicted model, not a curated record. Lineage: Eukaryota; Metazoa; Echinodermata; Crinoidea; Comatulida; Comatulidae. Bases 257 to 511 code for a protein of 84 amino acids. Gene Ontology annotation, cellular component: endoplasmic reticulum membrane. The transcript is spliced from 4 exons.